Molecule: messenger RNA, 1941 nt
Organism: Angiostrongylus costaricensis
Lineage: Eukaryota; Metazoa; Nematoda; Chromadorea; Rhabditida; Metastrongylidae
Source: the annotation of a GenBank genome assembly
AUGUCUACUUCAGUACUAACCGGCGAAGUGGCAAAGAUGCUGGAUCCGCUUACACUUGCGUGUGUUCUCGCUGGUUUGGCUGGUAUCAUUGCUGUAGUUUCUGAUGUUGAGUGUGAUGUCGAAGAGGGAACUCUGCGACGUGACCUUUUUUUGGAGGACGAAGUCGCUCUGCAUACUGAACACCCCGAUGAGAAUAAGGAAAAUCAAAGCGAACAUUCUUAUUGUGAAGUCACUGUAGUGAACAUCAACGACCUCGAUUCAAACAAAGUGCUCACUCGUGUAGCUUCAUUAGAGGAAAUAGAACCCGAGUACAUAAGUUAUCUUGCCACAUAUUUUCAUGAUACUAAUGCCAAGGAUUUCAAGUUCGACUUAGGUUUUAGUGCACAUUCAUCAUUUAACAGGUGCAUCGCCUUGAGGAAACACCGGGUGAUAUCUGAGCUCACGUCGAAGCUUCAAUCACUCUCUGUAGCAGAAGCAGCCUCAAAACAACAGAUCGUGCAUUUGAACAAUAUACGUAUUGAGAAUGACUCGUUAAAAUCUGCUCUUUCUAAGUCAACGGUAGAGGCUGCCGCUGCUGCUAAAGCGUUAGCGAAUUUCGAAGCUGUAAAAGCUAGUAAUGCUGAGUUGUCUGGUCGCCUUGCGAAGGUAACCCGGUCUCUCAAUGAGAGUGUGGAACAAAAUGCAGCCUUAAAGAGAGAUAUCAGUGAAUACUCAAAGCAAACUGCUGCACUUGAGAGCCUCAAGCUAGAAUUCGCCACACUCGACUCGCUGACGCGUAAGCUAAAGGCGGAAUUGGAAGAGAAAACGCGUGCCGUCGAAGAAGCACCAACAAUUGAAUCUGACCCUGAUUCAUGGAAGAGAGUUGAGUCUGAGCGCGAUGAAAUCGCUCACCAAUUCGCUCAAGCACGAAUUGAAUGGGAGAAGAAAGAAGCGGCGCUAAUGAACGAAUACACCUCAUUAAAAAAUCUCGUUGAUGAACUCAAUAGGGAGGUGGCGAAGUUCGAGCAAUUUAAGAAAGAACAAGACGAACUAGAACAGAAACUGCAUGCUAGAGAAGCAGAAUUGGCAGAGAAAAGUGCUCGUUUGGUUGCUGCUGAAACGGAGAAGCAAGUGUUGGUGGUGAAAGGAAAUGAUAGGAGUGCUGAGUUAGAAACAGAAAAUAUUGGACUUCGAAAGAAAUUAUCAGAGUUGGAAAACAAGCUGUCGGAGGUGAAGAGUUCUUUUAAGCUGAAGUCUACUGAUGCUGGAAGUGAAAAGAGUCCUGAAAGCCAUGAGAGAAUCCAGGAUGUGAAUGUGUGCAAAUCUAAUAACACUCUGGAGAGUGAAGAUGAUGUCGCCAGUCUUCGAGCGGAAAACUCCAGGUUACAACAAAAAAAUGAGGAGCUUCGACAUCGGAACUUCAAAAUUCUUGACCAUGUUGCUGGGUUGGAGAAGCAACUGGCUGAGAAGUUGUCAACAGAACUACCUCGAUCGAAAUCAAGAGAGGCGAAAUGUAACUCCAUUGAGGCCCAACUGCUUGAUGAGAGAAAACUUGUUGCGUCUACUAUUGGUAGUAUUGUCGAUGCACCAAUGGGAAAUUCGAACUACAAUGAUUACAUCAACGACCUUGCAAAUUCAUUGAAGGCAGCCCUCCGUUGUUCCAGAAAGUACGAUAACGACAAAGAUAAGACAACGCUGGCUAAAUUACAAGCCGAAAUCGAAAGGUAUAAAGGUGCUUUCAACACAUUGUCAGCUCUACUAACACAAAUUGAGUUGGGAGUUCAGGAGCAAGAAUCUUUCUAUAAGGAUAGAGUUGCUGAACUGCAGAGUGAACUCAAUAAAGCCCAGAUCCAAAUCUUACGAGCGUACCUUGGUCAAAAUCAUGAGGAAAAAGGAAAAACUUUCAUGAGAAACUGUAUCGCGAGGAGUGAUGAUUCAGAUUUGGAAAUUGUCAGUCGUUAA